ACCAUUGAGAAUUUAAAUGAAAUAUUAUACAAUGCAAAUCUUUAUGAUGACGAAAACUUGGAAGAAGAAUUUAUUAAUGAAGAAGAACAAAAUAUUUUUCCAAUUCCAGAGGAAGAAAUCCUUAAUAUUGAAGAAUUAUUAAAUCUUCAUGCUGAUGAUUUUUAUAAAAGAUUUACAAGAUAUAAUU
Messenger RNA from Funneliformis geosporum, 187 nucleotides. Lineage: Eukaryota; Fungi; Glomeromycota; Glomeromycetes; Glomerales; Glomeraceae. The record is from the annotation of a GenBank genome assembly.